Psilocybe cubensis is the source of this 3459-nucleotide messenger RNA. RefSeq lists its product as uncharacterized. The transcript is spliced from 11 exons. Bases 1 to 3459 code for a protein of 1152 amino acids. Gene Ontology annotation, cellular component: centrosome; equatorial microtubule organizing center; gamma-tubulin complex. NCBI's taxonomy places the organism in Eukaryota, Fungi, Basidiomycota, Agaricomycetes, Agaricales, Agrocybaceae. The record is from RefSeq and is a predicted model, not a curated record. Gene Ontology annotation, biological process: cytoplasmic microtubule organization; spindle assembly; microtubule nucleation. Gene Ontology annotation, molecular function: microtubule minus-end binding; gamma-tubulin binding.
AUGAUACCCUCCAGUUCAUCUAACUUGUCUGUCAAAAGCCAGCCUAAUAGACCUCCCUCGAGCUUAUUAUCUAGACCGUCAUCUAGAAAUACUCUUCGUCCUUCCUCAAGCCUCGGGAAUCGCCCACUCUCAAGCGCUUCAACACGACCAGGCUCCCGUUUCUCCCAACGGCCGAAUUCACGACAAGCAAGAUCACGUCUGAUACCUCUCGCUCAGACCUUAGUUAAUCAGGUGACGGGACUUGAGGUGAAGGAAAAUGGAGGCGAGGGAGUUGCAGACGCGGAUGAUGAUGACGAUUUUCGCGAGGCUGUAGAAUAUGUUGUCCGAAGUCUGGAGACCUCUACAAUCAAUAAGGCUUCGGCGAGUGUGGACAUGAGUGUCAUUGAUCGUCAGAUAAGUGGGCUGGCUCUAAAGGCGCGAAUUAAUUCGCAAGAUGCUUUUGGAGAGGCACUGCAGCUGGCCUACAAGAGGAUAAAGGCAAAUAUCGAGGAAAGGGAAAUGGACUUGGAUCAAGAUAUCAAAAGCUCGAGACUACCUGACCAUCUUCAGUUUUUGUUGACUCUUGGAAAGCCACCUUCCCAAGUCACAUUGGAUAGAGCCGAAGUCUAUCUUCAAGGCAUCAAAAAUCCUCCACCUCCCCCGCCAACGUUAACAUGGAAAGACAUCCUGGCUGAAGAGCCCUUUGAAGGUGAACACUGGGAAGGCGUAUAUGGCUUGCCUGCUGGUGCAGUACGGUCGAUGAGCAAACAAGAUAGAGCAGAUAGAGAGGAAUGGGAUAGUACACCAUCGCUUUCCCCUCUUAACUCUGAUGAUCUGGCACUAGAUGACGAGGACGAUUCGUUUUCAUCUGCAGAUUACGAGAGGUACACAGAGCCAGAAUCAAGUCGCCCUUCAUCCCCUGAACCUGUGGUACCGCAUGACAAUGCCCCUAGGAUUCCUCUGUACGAGCAGCGGAAGCAGUUUGAGGAACUUCGAGCUAGACAGUAUUGGAGAGAUGAUUGGCACACUGAUGCUGAUGUUAACGCCCCGUUUUCUAUUGGAGAUCCAUCUACAUUGGGCCCUACUCUGAGCAAAGUGCUUGCUCGCGCUAGUGGGUCCCAGGACGCACACUCCAUGCUACAACCAGAACAUUAUAUAGAUGAAGCCGACAUGGUCCGAGAGAUUCUCAUGGCACUGCAAGGUAAUAACAAUACAAUCAUCGAAUGGAAUGAUAAUGCCUUUCGGAUGACUCCAAAAACACCCAGAUUGGUUCACCUAACACUGGCUUCCCAAGAGUCAAUAAUAACCUCUCUUGGAAAUACGGCGACUACCGUGCAUAACUUGAGGAGAUUUGCCGCCGCAGUCUUUGCGCGAUCCAUCUCAGGGAAGCAAAUCGCGACCCGAAAAGCCACUGCGACGCGUACUUGCGAAGCCUUCGCUGAUGCCAUCGACGAGGUGGUACGUAGGUUUGAUUCAUGGUGCUCAGCCAAAGAAGAGGCUAUAUGCACUGCUUAUAUUGGUAUGGACGAAGAACCGCUCAUCGUCAGUUUGCUGGGCACAGAACGAGAGAUCCGGGAUCAAUACGAGGCGACAUUCGAUGUUCUCCUUGAAGUUGUUCGGAUGGUUUUCCAGAUCCAACCCGGAGCAGACUUUUCAUUAUUUGAUCAAAGGACACAAACUAGACAGCCGGCAACGUUGACCGCGUUUUUACUUGAUACGCUAUUUUCGAAUGUGCAACAACAUAUGGAAAGGCGCGAUGCAGUGACGAGCGAUAAGCUUAUGCGAGUGUUUAUACGUACUGCUGAGCCUGUUUGGGGUAUGGUUGGAAGAUGGCUGAAAGAUGGAAUGGGUCUAGGAUUAGGUGUUGGGACAAGCGGAAGAGUGGAUAUGGCCGAUGAAUUAGACGAGGAGUUCUUUAUUGAGAGCAGUGGUGUUGGGGUGGGGAUGAUGGGCCUUGGUUUGUUGGAUCCGGAGUUUUGGAAGGAGGGAUAUGCACUGCGGGAGGGCGCUGUAUUUCAUGGAGAGCUUGGUCCUGUGGAUAACGAACAAGGCCAAAUAACGUCUGGUCGAAAAGCUAUUCCGUCAUUUUUGGAACAUGUUGCUGAAUUGGUGUUGAGCACAGGCAAGGCAGUGGGCCUGAUGAGGGCCCUUGGGGGACCGCUUUUUUCAAACGUUUUCAACGACUGGAAGACAUUUGCAGACCUCGUUGGAUCCGAAAAUCAUAACCAAAGCGACAAGGAUGGAGUUACCGAAGGGCAUGGUGGUUUGUUUGCGGUUUCUGUGGAUACUUUAUCGCGUCUCAUCUACGAUGGUCUCUUGCCUCACUGUGAAUCGACCGCCUCUAGCCUUGUGAAGGUUUUAGUUGAUGAUUGUGCUGUGUGGAAACAUCUGGAAUCCAUCGAAGACCUUUUCCUGAUGCGGAGAGGAGAUGCUAUGAGUCACUUUAUCGAUACUUUAUUCGCGAAGAUGGACUCGACGCAGCCUUGGAGCGACUUCCAUUUCCUCAAUACGGCCUUCAACGACGUGAUAGACGCCAACCGGAACGCGGGAGUACCAGAAUGGGUCAAUGCUUCUUUAGUCCGCUUCGCAUAUCGAGGAAACAAGGAGAAGGAUAGGGCUAUCAAGCGUACGGUCAAGGCCAUUGACGGGCUUAUUGUGGAAUAUGCGGUGCCUUUUCCGUUAACAUAUAUAUUCCAACCAGCCACAAUUCAGGGAUAUAGUGAUAUCUUCGUAUUUUUGCUGCAGAUACGCAGAGCCAAGAGUGUAUUGGAGAGGAUUUUGGUUCGGGACGAUCAAGGGCGGGGGAAAAAGUUAAGGGAGGAGCUGAAGGUUUUCCAUGCCAUGCGAAGCAGACUGAGUUGGUUUAUUAACACUUUAUUAAACUUCCUUACUACAUACGUCAUUCAUGCAGAAGUUUCACGAUUUCGAGAGGCUUUUCGCAAGACAAAGUCUCUUGACGAGAUGAUCCAACUGCAUGAUGAACAUCUUGAAAAAAUAAGAGGACGCUGUCUACUCAAACCAAAUACCUCUGCCCUGCAAAGAGCUAUACUUUCCAUCCUGGACAUGUGUCUUCAUUUUAGCGAAGGCUUUGUCGCAUUUGCAGGUGAUAACACUGCCACUCUGGAUGUUUCUCGACAAUCAGUCAUCAUGAAGAGACACCGCAGCCGACGCCAAAGACGCCAAAAACGAAAUGUCAUUGGGUUUUCUCAAUAUCUGCAAGAUGAGGACGACAGUAGCUCGGAUGAAGAUAUGGAAGGGGCUGAGCACAUCAAUGACCCUCCUGAACCCUCUUUCUCAAUGGCGGGUACCUCGGUGACCACUGAAGACGACUUUUAUGCAGGGGUAGAACGUAUGUCAUCGGAGUUGGAUGGCUUGGUACGAUUCCUGCGCCGCGGUGUGGAAAGCUUGGCAGGAGGGAGUGGUGAAGCUGCGCCUGCUUUUGGGGUAUUAGCUUUCUCAUUAGAGGAUUGGGAUAUGUAA